This is a messenger RNA of Pelmatolapia mariae (spotted tilapia), 2190 nucleotides long. Its product is annotated as immunoglobulin superfamily member 1-like. Gene Ontology annotation, biological process: cell surface receptor signaling pathway. The record is from RefSeq and is a predicted model, not a curated record. Gene Ontology annotation, molecular function: transmembrane signaling receptor activity. NCBI's taxonomy places the organism in Eukaryota, Metazoa, Chordata, Actinopteri, Cichliformes, Cichlidae. Gene Ontology annotation, cellular component: plasma membrane. The coding region runs from base 1 to 2190 and encodes 729 amino acids. The transcript is spliced from 13 exons.
AUGAAGUUUGUUAAAAACAGUAAAACUCCUCCUAAGCCCACUGUGACCCUGCAGCCAUCCUACACUCAGAUAUAUGGAGGAGAAAUAUACAGCGGUACCACAGUCACCGUCAGAUUUCACAUUAAGCCCACUGUGACCCUGCAGCCACCCAGGACUCAGAUAUACAGCGGUGAGACAGUCACUGUGAGAUGUGAGAUUCAGGGAGGUGAAGGAGCUCAGUGGACGUAUGAAUGGAGACGAGGCCAGAAAAACAUACGUGAAACAUCGAAUGAAUACAGAAUCUUUACAGUUACUGAGUCUGACAGUGGAGGAUACAGCUGCCGGGGCAGAAGGGACUAUUUGGUAACGGAGUGGAGUGAAACCGUCACACUGACUGUAUCGUCGAAACCAAAGGCUGAACUGAGAGCUGAUAGGACAGCUGUUCCAGUAGGGGGCAGUGUGACCCUGACCUGCUCUGUGAGCCCAUCAUCAUCAUCAUCAUCAUCAUCAUCAUCAUCAUCAUCUGGAUGGAAAUACUACUGGUACAGAGAUGGGAAAUCUUUUCAACCUGUGACAAAUGGACAAAUCAGUGUCUCAGAGGGAGGACUCUACAGCUGCAGAGGAGGAAGAGGAGAACCAGUUUACUACACAGAGGACAGUGAGUCAGUCAGGAUUGACACAACUGUGUCAAACAGGCCUGUUGUGACUCUGCAUCCAAACUGGUCUGAGAUAUACAGAGGAGAGACGAUCACUGUCAGAUGUGAGAUCCAUGGAGGAGACACUGAGUGGGAUUAUGAGUGGGAAAUAAACAGCAUCAUAAAACCUCCAAAUCAAAAUGAAUACAGGAUUAGAUCUGCUUCAUCAUCCAACAGUGGAAACUAUCGCUGUAAGGGCAGAAUGAAAAGUUCAAAGUAUGAAACAACAGAGUGGAGUGAUUCAGUCACACUGACAGUUUCUGACAAUAAACCCCGUCCUGUCCUCACUGUGUCUCCAUCAUGGCUGAGUCCUGGAGCCUCAGUAACUCUGAACUGUGAGGUUGAACAUCCGUCUGCAGGAUGGAGCUUCUACUGGUAUAAAGCUGUUCCUGAUCUAUCAGAGAAAUCCUCCAUUUAUGAGCUGCUACCUGAUGGCAGUGGGACUGCACAGGACUCCUACAUCAUUCAUGGACAGACACACACAGCAGGAUAUGUGUGCAGAGCUGGAAGAGGAGACCCAGAGUAUCACACUGAUCACAGUCAACCAGAGUUUGUCUGGUCUGCAGAUGUUCAUUCAGCAGCGUCUCUCACAGUGAGUCCUGACAGAGUGCAACACUUCACCUCUGACUCUGUCUCACUGACCUGUGAGGGAAACUUCACUGAGUGGAGAGUGAUGACUGUUCCACAGAGCGAUCCUUCAUAUUAUUAUAAAUGCGAGAGAAUGACUGGAUCCACAUGUAACAUCGAUUACAUAUUAAAGUCAGAUACUGGAGUGUACUGGUGUGAGUCUGGAUCAGGAGAGUUCAGCAGUGCAGUCAACAUCACUGUACAGAAUGAUGGUAAUGGUCCUAUCCUGGUGAGUCCUGUUCAUCCUGUGACUGAGGGAGCUUCUGUUAGUCUGAGCUGCAGUUUGAGAACACAAAAAAUACUUUCCAAUGUGUUUUUCUAUCACAAUGACAAACUUAUUCAAAAUGAUCCCCGAGGGGAGCUGAACAUCUCUGCAGUGUCAAAGUCUGAUGAAGGUUUCUACAAGUGUCAGUACUCAGGAAGAGAGUCAGCACAGAGCUGGAUGUCAGUUAAAGUAACUGGACCCAGUUCAUCUCCUGUGUGGUUGAUGGUUGGACUGGUUUGUGGAGUCUCUCUCAUUAUUAUUCUCCUGCUCUUGUUGUAUCGCUGCAGACAGUCCAAGUAUUCCUGCUUCACCAGGUCGAUCCAGUCUGAGAGUCACAGUCCGGGCUCCUCCACAAAUCAUGGAGUCAACCAGAAUGAAACUCAUGUCCGGAAAAGGGUGGAGUGCCCACUCCGGGUCGGGGAUGAGUUCAAGUAUCUCGGGGUCUUGUUUGCGAGUGAUGGGAGAAGGGAGCCGGAGAUCGACAGACGGAUUGGUGCUGCGGCUGCAGUAAUGCUCACGCUGCACCGGUCCGUCGUGGUGAAGAGGGAGCUGAGUGUACCAAUAACCUCUAUGAAUCUGUUAGGCAAGUGGAAGACAACAGAAAUGGUGCAGUAUAUGUGUUGA